AUGAAGCCGAGUGGUAACCCGCCCAGCCUGAACAUCGGAUCCUCUUUCGCCACCUCGUCAACCGCUCGCCCGGCCGCCACCUUCCGUUCUCGGCCGUUCUUUGCAACCCCUUCCAAAUCCCCCUCCUUCUCGCUCCCCUCAUUCCCCUCCUGGUCCCCCUCCUACUCACGGUUACUCUGGCCCUUCACCUCCUCCCCUCGCGCCUCCUUCCAUCCCGCGUCCCACUCCUCCUUCCCCUCGCGACCCUCUCACUCCUCCCCUUCGUCCCUCCCCUUCCGCCUCCCCUUCCCCCUCCCCUUCUCCUUCUCCCCGCGUUCCAUCUCCCUUCCGAAGCUUCUCCUCGCCCUUAUCCUCUUCUCCCUCUUCCUUCUCCUCGCUCCUCUCCCCAAAUGGCCCAAACGCUUCCACUCCCCUUUCUCCGUCAUCCCCCCUCCCCCGGACGGUCUCUCCUUCCUCCCCUCGCGCUGCCCGCCCGCCUGCUCGCGCCACGGCUCCUGCAAUGAGGAGGCGGGUAGAUGCGACUGUUUACCCGGGUACACGGGGGUGGACUGCACGGAGUUGGGGUUACCCUCGUGCCAGUACGCGUGGGGAGUGGAGAUGCCGUGCUUCCUGCCCUCUUCCUGUGACUGUGCUCUCGAGUGCGAGCGCUUCUUUCUGCCCCACGACGAGUACUGCUUUCCCAAUAACGGUAUGGACCCUUUGGAAGGAGCGAACUAUCGGAGCCAUCAUAACACGCAUGCCGCUGCGCCUGCAGACUCUCCCAGCUCUCUCCACCCUGCAUUCCCCGACACCCUUCCCCUCGUGCCCCGCCCUCCAUCCCUCUCCCUCGCUCUGUCCCCAUCUCCAGGGACCCUUUGGAAGGAGCGAACUAUCGGAGCCAUCAUAACGCGCAUGCCGCUGCGCCUGCAGACGGACGGCAAUGGCACUGAAACCGGGCCCCGAGAACCCUUCAGUAUAAGCACACCCACCAACACCCAUACCGGCAGCAGCAGCAGCAACGGCGCUUCCAGCAACCAGGGAUCAUCAAAAGCAUCACAGGCAGCAGCUGCUGCAGUAGCUGCAGCGGCGGUUACAGCGUCGCCGCUGCUGUUCCCCUCCACGCCCCUCCCGCCGCACCCCUUCCCGUGGCUCGUGCCCCUUAACAACUGCCCCAACUACUGCUCCGGUCGCGGCCUCUGUGACGCCACGUACUGGGAGUGCAGGUGCCCCUGGUACCACGAUGGCAGUGCAUGUGAGGACGAGAGCUUCUCAGUGGCGUGUCUCAACGACUGCUCGCAGCGGGGCGACUGUGAGGGCGGCGUGUGUCAGUGCCAGGCAGGCUUCUUUGGUGCCGACUGCUCGCUCUACUACAAUGAGGAGCUGCGCCUGAGGAGGCUCCCCGGGUCACCCUUUCCCUGGGCCGACCUACCAGAGAGUGACACGUUCGCAAUGCAGCACUCGCCCUACAUCGACCACCCCGAGGCCCUCUGGUUCUGGGAGCGCCUGCUGGCCAGCCGCCACCGCACCAUCGACCCAAGGGAAGCUGAUUACUUCUAUGUGCCUCUCCUCAUCCGGUACGUUCUGCUGGGUGCACUAGCUCUCCAGGUGCUAAGUGCGGUGGCUCCAGGUGCCCUCUGGUUCUGGGAGCGCCUGCUAGCCAGCUGUCACCCCACCAUCGACCCGCGUGAAGCUGACUUCUUCUACGUGCCUCCCCUCAUCCGCAACCGAGACAGUGGCAAGCAGCGGCUCAUCUCAGAAACCAUCGCCUUCAUCCGCUCCCUGGGCCCCUUCUGGGACGCCAAGGGCGGGGCAGACCACAUCUUCCUGGUCAGUGAGGAGUACGGCAAAAACCGAGACAGUGGCAAGCAACGUCUGAUAUCAGAAACGAUCGCCUUCAUCCGCUCCCUGGGCCCCUUCUGGGACGCCAAGGGCGGGGCAGACCACAUUUUCCUAGUAAGUGAGGAGUACGGCAAGUGCGCCCUGCAGCUCCACGGGCUGGAGGACCCGCGGCUAGCGUCCGCAAUCACCCUCACUCCCUGGGGGUACACUCGCAACAUGCUCGGCACCGCAGACGGCGGGCCGUGCUUCCGGCCCGGGCAGGACAUAGUGAUUCCGCCCUCAGCGCAUCUGAGGUUCCUGCAGAAUGCGAGUAUGGUCAGGGAGGCUGGGGGGCUGCCAGGACUGGUGAGGGAGGGAGGUGCGGAUGGGGAGGGAGAGGUGCAGCAACAGGGGCAGGAGCAGGAGGGGCAGCAGCAGCAGCAGCAGCAGCAGGAGGGGAGUGGUGGGCAGGGGCAGGUGGGGAGGGAGCGGCAGUACCUUCUGUUCGUGCGAGGGCUGAAUGUGAGUGAUGGCAGCAGCGGGUGGGACGAGGAGGCACACCAGCAGGAGCAGGGGGGGCAGCAGCAGGGAGAUAAGAGGCAACAGGGAGGCAACAAGGAGCAGGGGGAGCAGCAGCAGCAGCAGCAGCAGCAGCAGCAGGGAGAGAAGAGGCAGCAGGGGCAUCCACCGUUCAGCUUUGGCGUGCGGCAGCGGGUGUUUGAGCUGUACGCGGGGCGGGACGAGGAGACGGGCUUUAAGGUGGAGGUGGUACCGGAGGGCGGCGAGGAGCUGGCGUACGGCGGCAUGGAGCAGAGCGUGUUCUGCCUCGCCACUGCAGGCCACGGCUGGCAUGCGUCACUGGCAAUGGCUGUUAUCGCAGGCUGUGUGCCCAUCGUCAUUCAGCCGGAUGUGCUGCUUCCUUUCGAAGGAGACGGAGUGGACUGGAGUCUCGUCUCGUACCGCCUCAACAUCCGCGACAUCCCCCAGCUGCACGAGCGGCUGCAGGCAAUCCCGCCAGAAGACAUCGAACUCAAGCAGAAGCGCCUGCGACAGCUAUGGCCUCUGUUCAUCUGGUCAGCUCCGCAGUUCAAUCCGGUGGACUUUCUGCCCGAAGAGUUUGCGCAACUGCGCGUUCUUCCAGAAAUGGCCGGCCUACUUUCCUCAUCCAUGCAGGGAGCUCUCCUGAAGCUGCCUGCAGCAGCUCCCAUUUCCGCUCCCCCAUCUCGCACGCUCACCGCCGUAGUGGCUCACACCGGCGCAUUUCCCUCGAGGAGACAGACGGCAGCCAGCAGAAGACCGAUGUCGACGCUGCUGCGCGCCUCGGAGCUGACGGCGAUCGACACCUUUACGUCGGAACUGGAAGAGCUGGAGGGAAUGGUCGACGGAGAGUACGAGGAGGUACCAGUGCACACGGUGACGGUGCACGACCGGGAACGAGGAGUCACGUACACGGUCGACGUGCCUCAGGACCAAUACAUUCUUCAAACCGCGGAGGAGGAAGGCAUCAAGCUGCCAUUUGCAUGCCGGCACGGCUGCUGCACAGCCUGUGCCGUCCGGGUUAUUUCAGGCGAGCUGGUUCAACCACGUGCGCUUGGCAUUUCACAAGAGCUCAAGGAGAAGGGUUAUGCACUGCUGUGUGUGGGGAUUCCCCUUUCUGACCUUGAGGUGGAGACACAGGACGAGGAUGAAGUGUACUGGCAGCAGUUCGGCAAGUACUUUGCACGAGGUCCAAUCGAGCGUGAUGAUUAUGCUCUGGAGCUUGCAAUGCAAGACGAGUAA
Molecule: messenger RNA, 3576 nt
Organism: Closterium sp. Naga37s-1
Lineage: Eukaryota; Viridiplantae; Streptophyta; Zygnematophyceae; Desmidiales; Closteriaceae
Source: the annotation of a GenBank genome assembly